AUGGAGUGUAGCGAUUCGAUAAGCAAUUUGCCAGACGAGAUUCUUGGCAAAAUCCUGUCUUUAAUUCCGACAAAAGGGGCUGCUUCCACAUCGGUUCUGUCAAAGAGAUGGAGGAAUCUGUUGGGGCUUGUAGACACCGUGUGGUUGGAUGAGUCGAUGGUUGUGUAUGCCGACGAAGAAGAAGAGACGAGAGGUUUGCGUGUCUUGUGUGAUUUCUUGGACAGGGCAUACGCUCUUUUAAGCAAUGCUCCCAUGAAGAAAUUCUCAUGCUCUUUGUCUAGUAUAGGGGAAGAUGAUAUCCGUCGUGUGAGCUCUUGUGUCAGCCGUUGGAUUUGGACUUCCAUGGAACGCGGUUCAUCGGAAAUACACUUUCACGCAAACCCGAGGUCUGUUUUAGUGUUGGAAACUAAAUUGCUAACGAGUGACACACUGGUUAAGCUCACACUAUCCGGUAGCUGUUGUCUUCAAGUGGAGCGUGUGUAUUUCCCAGCGCUCAGCCCUGCGCUGGAAGAGUUACACGUACGUGAUGAUGGUGUCGAUCGUGUGAACUCUUGUGUCCACCGUUGGAUUUUGACUGCUAUGGAACGCGGCUUAUCGGAAAUACACUUGCACGCAAACCCGUGGUCUGCUCUAGGGUUGGAAACUAAGUUGUUAACGAGUAACACACUGGUUAAGCUCACACUGUCCGGUAGUUGUUGUCUUCAAGUGGAGCGUGUGUACUUCCCAGCGCUCAAAUCACUCUCUCUCGUAUCAGUUCGGUUUGAUUAUGACAACUAUUGUCGGCUUCUAAGUGGCAGCCCUGCGCUGGAAGAGUUACACGUACGUGAUGAAGAUCCGGAGCAGCCAAUCUGUUGGAAUUGUUGCGGUAGGGACGUGAAUAGUGCAUCCCUCAAGCGGUUUGUGUUUUUUACCAACCAUCCCAAUUGUGAAGCUGAUGACGAUCUGUUUGUUGUUCAUGCACCAAGUCUUGUCUUCUUGGACUAUUCUAGUUAUGUCUACCCCAAGUAUCGGUUUCGUGAUUUGGAUAUGCUUGUCGAAGCCAGGCUGAAUAUCAGGUUGUGGGUGUCAACUAACGAUUAUGAUGACUAUGAUGGUUAUGAUUAUGAUGAUGAUGAUGACGAUGAUGAGGACGAUGAUGAUGAUGACGAUGACCGUGGUUAUUAUUCUGUUGGUAGAGUUAAACCAAAUCCUAUAUCUGGUAAUGUGACUGGCCUAGUUGCGGGGAUAAGCAACAUAACGACCCUUCACUUAUCUUCUGAUUCCCUUGAGGCGUUUCAUUUCUGUUGUAAAUCAAUGCCGGUGUUCAACAAGCUCCUUAAUUUAUCCAUUGAGAGCAACAAAGAAAAAGGUUGGCAAGUAAUGCCACUUCUGCUCAAGAGUUGUCCUACUCUAGAGACUUUAGUCUUCAAGGGUCUUGAGCACAGAGUAACAAAUAGAUGCGGAGAUGCAUGCGCUUGCAUCCCUAAGAAGAAGAAGAGGAUGAAGAAGAAGAUGAAGAAGGAGGAGAUAUGUUGUUUAUGGACGUGUCAAGUGAAGGUGCUAGAGAUUUCAGAAUAUGGUGGUUCUUUCCAAGAGCUGAAACAGAUGAGACAUUUCUUGGGCAAUUUGAAAUGUCUUGAAACUGUGAGAGUUGAUCUUGGCGUGGAGAGUAAGUUCUUGCGAGCUAAUGUUAAGUCUCUCCCGAGACUUUCAUCAAAGUGCAACAUCCAAUUCAUCUGA
Microthlaspi erraticum is the source of this 1719-nucleotide messenger RNA. The record is from the annotation of a GenBank genome assembly. NCBI's taxonomy places the organism in Eukaryota, Viridiplantae, Streptophyta, Magnoliopsida, Brassicales, Brassicaceae.